This is a messenger RNA of Anopheles cruzii, 852 nucleotides long. It is a transcript of the gene SmD3, whose product is annotated as small nuclear ribonucleoprotein Sm D3. The record is from RefSeq and is a predicted model, not a curated record. Gene Ontology annotation, molecular function: RNA binding. Gene Ontology annotation, cellular component: U1 snRNP; U2 snRNP; pICln-Sm protein complex. The transcript has a single exon. Lineage: Eukaryota; Metazoa; Arthropoda; Insecta; Diptera; Culicidae. Gene Ontology annotation, biological process: RNA processing; spliceosomal snRNP assembly. Bases 83 to 514 code for a protein of 143 amino acids.
UGAGCACGUCCUAGGAAGGAAAGCAUAGCGAAAGAUCCGCGUAAAGCCAGCGUAAAGCCAGAGUAAGCAAUUGUACUGAAUCAUGUCCAUUGGUGUGCCAAUCAAAGUUUUGCACGAGGCUGAAGGCCACAUAGUUACGUGCGAAACCAUUACGGGCGAAGUGUACCGCGGGAAGCUGAUUGAAGCCGAAGACAACAUGAACUGCCAGAUGACACAGGUUACCGUAACCUAUCGCGAUGGCCGGGUGGCCAAUCUGGAGAAUGUAUACAUCCGAGGCUCGAAGAUACGUUUUCUCAUACUUCCGGACAUGCUGAAGAAUGCGCCAAUGUUUAAAAAGCAAGGUGCGAAAACGGGCACUGCCGGCCGCGGCAAGUCGGCGAUCCUUCGAGCGCAAGCGGCUCGUGGGAGAGGGCGUGGAGCGGGCGGAGGAGGAGGCGGAGGCCGUGGCGGCAACAAAGGAGGCUGGCAGGGCCAAGGACAACAAUCUUCUGGCCGUGGACGUGGUGGACUAUAGAAGCUGUCUUGAUCGCGUAGUUUUAAGUGCGAAAUAUGUAUUUUAAGGACACGUUCAGGAUGUUUCUCAGGUAUGGUUUCUUUGGAACCAGCUGUCCAUACACUACGUUUAUGGAACUUUUGGCGAACCGUAGACCGAAUCCAGAUCAUACGAAGAGCAAAACAUGUAUAAAAAUACACAACCAACAAGAAACAUACAAGUAAUAAUCACAGCAGCAUCAAAAGAACAUUCUCCUCUAUAAUGUACUCACAUCCUAUCUUACAGCUGCGGUUGUAGAUAACUUCUAACAUCUUUCUACAACUCAAAAAUCAAUUAUAAUAAUGAAAAAUUAUGAGUGA